GUAAAAAAAUUGUGGAAAAACUACACACACUCCCUUUUUCCUUCGACUAGUUUGGCCUAUUUACAUUAGUACUCAAACUACUUAGCAGGCAAAAUACCCUUCCUGGAUUCUACGACACUUUCAUUAAUCCCAAUGAGUGCAGCCUUUAGUCACCGUGCCAACAAACGCCGCCGCAAGCGGACGCAUCCGUUCCACCACGCCACGGCGGCGGAGGAACGCUUUCUCCAACAGGCCAUCCAAAAUUCCAAGCUCGAUCAGGGACGGGACGGAACGCUCGAAGUGCCCUGGGCACCCACCUUUUAUCCCACCGUACAAGAUUUCGAAGGCAACAUGAUUCAUUUCGUCGAAAAGAUUCGGCCUGUGGCGGAACGCUACGGGAUCUGCAAGAUCGUGCCUCCGGACGGAUGGAAUCCUCCCUGUCAGGUGGAUCGCAAUACGAGAAAGAAAUUUCAAACCAAGCGACAGUUGCUACAUCGUCUCCAAGAAGGAAUCAGUUUCGACGAUGGCGUCGACUAUACACCAAAGGAGUACCAACGCAUGGCCAGUGAACGGACCCAGGAAUGGAAGGCUCUCAACUACCCUGAUCACGAUCUACUCUCCCGGCACGCGGACGUAGUCCAGGAGGAUGCCCAGCGCGCCAAGCUCUUUCGUCCGGAAAACCUGGAGCGGGAUUACUGGGACAUUGUGGAAACCCAUACACGCCCGGUUACGGUGGACUACGGGAACGAUGUCGACACGGAAGAGUUCGGGUCGGGCUUUCCUCUUUCGCAGCGCGGACGGUCCGUGUACGGCACCAAGAAACUGGAAAAGAUGGAUCUACCGGAACCUACAUUUGGUAGCGAAGAUUACUACAAAGAAACGUGGUGGAAUCUCAAUAACAUUCCCUGCGCACCGGAUAGCGUGCUACGCCACGUCAAGGUUGGUAUCAACGGAAUCAAUGUUCCCUGGAUGUAUUACGGAUCACUAUUUACCACGUUUUGCUGGCACAACGAGGACAAUUACCUCUACAGCAUAAAUUACAAUCACCGUGGCGCCCCCAAACUGUGGUACGGCGUACCUGGACAGAGUAAACAAACUGCGGAUGGUUUGGAGAAAGUGUUCAAGAGCUUUUUGUCCAUGAAGAUGCGUGAUGUACCGGAUUUGCUCCACCACAUCACUACCAUGUUCAGUCCUAGACUCUUGCAGAAUGCGCUGGUCCCCGUCUACAAGCUUCUACAGCACGAAGGUGAAUUCAUCAUCACCUUUCCCCGGGCUUUUCAUGGGGGGUUUAGCCUAGGUCCGAACGUGGGCGAAGCGGUCAACUUUGCCACUCACGACUGGAUUGCCUACGGUUCGGAUGCGAACGAGCGGUACCGUUCCUUCGCUCGUCCGGCCGUCUUUUCACACGAUCGCCUGACCUUUACUAUGGCCAAUCAUCUACAAGAACAAAAAGCAUAUUCCACUUGCAAGCUGCUCUUGAUUGAACUGAAACGUGUGGUCGAGGAAGAGUUGCGUUUGCGGGCCAAGCUACUGGGGGAGGGUGUCCGGGAUGUGUCCAAGAUUAUAUCUUUGCCGAAGAAUCGUCUCGAUCAGUUGGACGAAAAUAGCGCCAACUACGACGACAAACGUUUGUGUCACGGCUGCAAACAUGUAUGCUUCUUCUCGGCCGUUGCCUGCGAGUGCAGUCAAUCAAAAGUGAGCUGUCUGCGACACAGUCACUACAUGUGUCGGUGUGCGACGGAGCGCAAAUACUUCAUGAUUUGGAGCGAUGACGAGGAGCUCAAAUCGACGAUGGAGCGGGUACGCAAUCACUGCGAGGUACUCAAGAUCAAGGAAGGAUGCACUGACGAAGCGUUAGCGCAGUGCAAAGAUCUUUCCGCCAGUCAAGAACCUCUUCCCACAAUGGCCCCUGGCGCUGAGCGGGACUUGGCGAUUCACAAAAACCAUGAAAUUUCAACUGCGGAGUUCUUGACCGAGACGUACCGUUUCAACCCUCCAAUGAGUGCCAGCUUCAAGGAAGAAUCAAGGUCGGUGGCGACGACUGUUGAUUCCGAUGCAUCUUCAGGUUGCAUGAUUGAUGAAGUGGCCUUUGCCGAAGCGGACGAAAACGAGAUUGAAGUUGUGGGCGUUCGCGGGGGCGUAGGUCCGACUGUCUAGUUGUCUCGAUCAGUAAAAAAUAGGUCGUGUAUAUCACGCUGGGGAC
Phaeodactylum tricornutum CCAP 1055/1 is the source of this 2182-nucleotide messenger RNA. RefSeq lists its product with no specific name. Bases 133 to 2136 code for a protein of 667 amino acids. Gene Ontology annotation, biological process: chromatin remodeling. NCBI's taxonomy places the organism in Eukaryota, Bacillariophyta, Bacillariophyceae, Surirellales, Neidiaceae. The transcript has 2 exons. Gene Ontology annotation, molecular function: histone demethylase activity. Gene Ontology annotation, cellular component: nucleus. The record is from RefSeq and is a predicted model, not a curated record.